This is a messenger RNA of Arctia plantaginis, 549 nucleotides long. The record is from the annotation of a GenBank genome assembly. Lineage: Eukaryota; Metazoa; Arthropoda; Insecta; Lepidoptera; Erebidae.
AUGAUAGCAGCCGAUCAGAGCACUAGCCACAGUAUUAUGGUCAUGAAAGACGAUGAGCAGAAGAUCUACAAAAUAUCUGAUAAAUUGAUAAUGGGUAUCAUUGGUGACUUAGGAGACACUACUCAGUUUGCUGAAUACAUAGCUAAGAACAUCCAGUUAUACAAAAUGCGUAAUGGAUACGAACUGGGGCCUACUGCUGCUGCUAAUUUCACGCGCCGAAACCUUGCUGAACUUCCUUACUUUGUAAAUCUUCUAAUGGGUGGUUAUGAUAAAGAGAAUGGGCCUGAGCUGUACUUCAUGGACUACCUAGCAUCUAGUGUGAAGGUGCCUUUUGCAGCACAUGGUUUUGGUGGAUAUCUCAGCUUGAGUAUCAUGGAUCGCUAUCAUAAGAAAGAUGCAACUGAGGAAGAAGCAUAUGAGAUCCUGAAGCACUGUGUUAGAGAAGUUCACAAGAGGUUGUUUGUGAGUUUACCAAACUUCCAAGUAACUGUGGUUAACAGAGAUGGCAUCAAAGUAUUGCCUGUCAUUAACUCUUCAUCACUGAACUAA